This is a messenger RNA of Amoebophrya sp. A25, 5192 nucleotides long. The record is from the annotation of a GenBank genome assembly. NCBI's taxonomy places the organism in Eukaryota, Dinophyceae, Syndiniales, Amoebophryaceae.
AUUUUCGGUAUUCAACAAUUCGAGCGAAGGCAAGUGGCACGAAGAUGCUCGACUCCUCGAAAGGAGUCAUGUCUCAUGGCGAGUUGUGGGCUGAUUUUGUGACGAAACAGGUGAAAAUCGAGGUCCUAUACUCAACUGUGAAGACGCUGACUGUUCUAGUAGGAAGCGAAGGAAACGUCUACACGAGCCUGGCGCUGAAGCUAGACGACACGGAUGGAUGGGGGGUAUUAGAUUGAUAGAGGUUGAUUAGGAGAGUCGGCUUAGCUUUAGCUUUUUUUGCAAAAAAGACAGACUCGUCAUCCUGUAUGCCAUUGUGCAGCAUUCUUUUCGAACCUACCAGAAUUCCGCAGGCCAGACGAAGAACACUUGCGCGAUCAACAAAGCCGACCACGAAGAUGCUAGUACGUUGAAAGCCCUGGCCCGUGUCAACCGUGAGUGGAGCUUUGCUGGUGCGCACUUCGUCAACGAGCACGAAUGUCUAGUGUUUCGGAGUCCUUUGUCACGGAGUCGGGUGUUGAGGAUUUUCGUGGAAGACACAACAAGUUCUAGGUCUAGUAGUAGUAGUACGGCUUCAGCAACGGCUGAAGUAGGUGUCUUUCAUCCACGUCUCUGGCGUAUUGAAGUAGAAAGUCGUGACGGAACAAUCUGGCAGACUGAUGUACAUGAGCAUCUGUUACAGCAGACGUCUAGUUCUGGCACAUCAACAUCACCAGCAGAGCCAUCUUCAACAUCUUCAACAAGUGCAUCUUGGAAGUUGAAGGCAGACACGUUUGAGCCAUUAGAGCAGUGGGGAUGCAAGGACUUCGCACAAGAAGCCAAGGUUUUGCAUGAACAGGGACUGCCGUUGCCAGCUGAGCACGAAUACGAAGACACUAUAGUGGCGUCAGCGGCACAUCGAAAGAGUCUGGCACUGCUGGAUGCACAAACUGUGGCUGCAUCGACUGCAGACGAAGCUGAGGUGCCUCAGGAGACGUUUCUGAAGCUGGUUUUGUUAAGGCUGUGGUCAGUACCUACUGGCUUUAGUUUGUGACCCUGUCUCCGACUUCUCUACGGGUACUAGGAGCAGUAGACUAUCAGGGAUACACACGACACCACAGGCUUAGCAUAACAUUCUUGUUUGCCAUCUAAUCCUUGCUCUACCUGGCGAAGUCGAGAUCCUGAGUGCCACCCCUUUGCCACCAGAGUUGAAUCAUGUUGACCGAUUGGAAUUCGACUACGAGAGUACAACGCAUCGACGCUACGGCACGCGUAGAGAAGAACAAGCCGCUUAUGUCGGUUUCGUCCGCUCCACUGGGCACCUCGCAAUGAAUGUCAACGAUGGGCUUCUAGCUUUAACCGGCGACUCGCUGACCGCUGUGCCUGGAAUGGGUAAAGUCAAUGCUAGCGUUAUCCUAGACACGGCAAAAGGCCUUUCGACAGCCAAUGUGGAAUGGACGGAACCUCAAGCGGGUGCGCAAUGUCUUGUCGAAGCACUGCCUGGUCCUGGAGCAGCCGACGUCGAACGUUUGAAAGAACAAGCGCAGAUGAAAGAGAAAUUUCUACGUGCUGUGGUGCUCGAAGACGACGCGACCGAAUGCAACCUGUUCUAUCUAGAAAUGUCGAAGGGAAGGUUUUUGCACUUAUGAAGAUUUUUUUUAUCAGAACGGCUCCCUCGCGUUUGUUCGACACCACUAAAUUUUUUGAAUAAGUAGAGAGGGCUAGUGAUGUCGGGACUCGUUUCUUCUAUCGCCCUCUCUUACGGAAAAGAUCAAAAUCCUAGAAAGCCACAACAUCUAAGGCCAAUGCUAGUUACACGCAGUGGCGAGUUGGUGCGGUUGUCACUUUUCAGCUCCAGGCACCCUGACCGACCACGGGCUGUGGUGAAGUUCUCGAAUUGGAGGCGUGGGGGUGUACCUCGACCAGAACUCUUCGAAACACAGGAAGCUUGGCAUUGUCAUAAGAGUAGAGGUGGAGCUGAAGGUAGAACUAGUGGUAGUAGUGGAAUACUAAGUGAAAGUGGUGCAGCAGACGUAGGAGUAGAAGCUGUAGGUCCAAAAUUGCAUGAAAGAUCCGGUGCCUUGCGCGAUAGCAUUUUUUCGUUUUCAAAGGCCUUGGGCCAAUACCGCGUGUUUGCCAUACCGUUUCUGAGUCUACCAGGUGAGUUGGAUCUUUUGGCACAUCGGCCACCGACCUUGAGUGCAGAUGAUUUGAGCUUUUUUGAAAUGGAGUUUCAAGAAUCUGCUCAUGGCAAUCACUUGGGAAGCUCAACUGCACCUCCUAAAUUCCGUGGGCGAUUCGCGGUGAACUUCGCUCGCAAGCUGUUGUAUCUCUCAGGUCAUGAUCCAGAGUCAGGACGUGCGUUGCGAGUCACGAUGGAUGGACGACACAACAGCGGACGGAAGGGGGUAUAUUAAGGGUAUAAGUAAUUAUCAAGUUUAAGUCGUUAAUCUUCAAUUUAGUAUUCUUCCUCUUCCAGCAGCUCAUAAAUUUUACUGCGCCUUGACUUCGAAUUUGGAAUUUUACAUCCUCUAAUCUGCCAUAGAGUACCAUGCUGCACCAGGCGAAAACUAUUGCUUCGCGCAUCCUCUUUCCGAUUUUUUAGGCGAGAUCGAGAAGACAGGACAACUACAGCAAAGCAGGACCUAUUCUCUAUUGCAUUUUGCUGGUUCUGCGGAGGUUCGCGGGGAGCAGGACAGGAUGGCAGAAACCUUUGCUUGGGACUUGAAUCUGGGAAAUGCUUUUCUUGAAGGAACAGAUGGUUUUGAGGGAUUACGCAUCUACGUCGCAGCAGAGGACAGCGAUGUUAUGCGUGUAGCUUUUACAAGAGACCAGCAACUACAAAGCACCGGCUCAUCUGGGAAUACACGAAACACUAUCGAGAGAGAUGCAACUGCGACGCUAGAGCGGGAAAAAAGGCGACAGCAAGAAUCUUCUUCAAAUUCGCUCUUUCCGCAAGAGGAAAGCUAUUUUCCUGGUAGCGAAGGUACUACACCUCCUCCACCUGUCACGGAAGAACGUGGGGCCAACAAAAUGCUACAGCGAGGACCAAAUGAAUCAUCUUCGUCAGGCCAUUUCCAUGCCAAGGAAGUGUCAGCUUACAGGGUGCUAGAUAUGCGACAACAUCCUGGGAAGUUUGAUUUCCGAGUUCCAAGAACGUGCAAAGGAGCGAUAGAAGACGCGUGGGGCUUAUUGGAGUCGCCUUUGGAUGCGGUGGCGGCGCCGCGAGGGGUACUACUAUAUCCUGUGCAGCAUCAUUUUCCCUGGUACAUUUCAACAUAGAACUCAGUUCUUAUAGGUAGUUACUGAAAUAGUGACCAUCGGAUGCAGCUGCUGCUGCUGCUGCUGCUGCUCAGUUCUGUGUUUAGGAUUUGAUGCUCGAGCCAUCUUAUCUGUCUCUGGUCUUUCUGUAUUUGAACCUUUACUGACUUCGAGGUGCUUACCUCGACCCUGCGUGCCUUAGCUGGUACAAAGAGGCAGCCUCCGUUAUCUCUUGUUGGCGUGCCACUAGAAUGGCCCCGUUUAGCAGAGCACCUACGAAACUCAUGCGCAGGUGGGAAGUGCAGUAGCAAUCACGUAGAGGCUUAUAAGCAGACUUCUGAGUCGUGGUCUGAGACUCCGAGUGCUGGAUCAUCAGCAACAAGCACGACUAGCAGUAGUGCUAGAUCAUCACAUUCGAGAUCUUCAUACGAGGAGAGCAGCAAGGAUCUUGAUACUUCUAGUUCAUCACGGCAACAACCUCUCACAUCAUUGGGCGGAGGUGGAGCAGCAGCAACAGAGGCAGUUUUGCUUCCUUCGUCAUCUUUAGACCACAGGUCCCAGGAUUCCCAGACCAACGCGCUUCGCUCUUCCACAGAGGACGACGAAGAAUCUUCUCUCCCUUUGAUCGACGCGUCGGAGCACAGAGGUCCACUUGCGCCUCUGUUUCUGUCGAAAGGACCUGUGUCAUUCGAUUUCAACUCGGUGAGGAUGAGCGCGAAGCACGGCCACGAAGAGACGGACAGCGAUAUUAUGCUGGUGAUGCAGGAGGUGUACUAGUGUGACAUUUUUGACAACGUUGCACUCUAGUACAAAACGUCAUAAGUUGUAUUCUGAGCCUCUAUUUUGUUUUUCAAUCGAGAAACAUCGUCUUUGAGAAUUCAAUUCGCCACGUUGAAAGAAGAAUGUAGCCUCGUCACAAUAGGGAAAGCCUCUUGCAUGCUUCUAACACCAACGAGAACAGACACAAAUCGCGCUCACAUGGCCACGCAGCUGUGGACAUGAGGAGACGAAUUCUCUACCUCGAAAGUAGCGCUGACGCUUUACAAUCUUCCGCCACCGUUCUUCACGUCAGAUCAAAACUGCUAAUCGAAGGGCAUACAGCUUAUGCUGAACUGACGACGAAGCGCGGACAGCACUGUGUGAAAUUCGAAUUCUCGGAAUCUUCGACGACUUCUGGCGCCGAUUCGUCAGCAGAAGGAGGAUUCAAUGUGAAGACAUCAUCUUCUUUACUAGAUUUUUGGGAGGAUACAGAGUCUAGAGGCAACCCCUAUCCGAAUCUGCGUCGCUUUCGUGGGGGCUCAAGCAAUAUUCGCGCGUAUACUUAUGGGAAUGUUGUGGUGUUGUUCUUUACUUAGAAAGAUAGUGUUGAACUUCAUAGUACUAGAAAUUGAAGCUAUAACUCCAAGCAGUGUGCUUCUAGUACUUCGCAACGAGCAAGAACUUGAAGUUUCUAAAUUCUCGACAAGAAGACGCAAAGAGUAGCGUAUUUUGAAGCGACUGCUCGAGGGGUGCAUGUGGUGGUGAAGAAUUGGCGACACGGUGAGGCUGGGACGCACAUAACGCAAACAAUCCGAAGCUUCGACAAUUAUGGCAACCCGUAUAAUGAAAGAUAUCUGACAGCUUUGUCUUGCAAGUACUUAUCAGUCUCAGUUGUUCCGUUCCUUCUACUCUUCUCUCACCUUCUAAGAAAAAGCUGCCUGCAUGGUCGCGCCGGAAGCGUUCCAGCUUAAGCAUUGGCCUUUGGCUGAGCUGUUUGUUGUGCCCUAGGUGUAAGUUCUCACCUACACGCAGUUAAUUUCAUCAAAAAAAGCUUUAAAAGCUUUAGCAGAACUGAAGAUCCAAGAUUUUUGCAGAUCAACGAGACAAAGAGAGUGAGAAGAUAUUUUUACGAGACAGAUCAUGACGCUGUCAUCGAUUUUUAGAAGAAGACUCCAUGAAGCUCCUUUACAGCGGAC